UCGACAGCGAUGUGGCUCCGAGGAGUCGUCUCGAGCUACCUCACGCACCACUUCUUGACGACGAGCGGCGAUGCAAGCACGGCGCACACGGACGCAAGCAAGCCGGCAUCGCAUCAAGGAGAUGCCAAGGACAAGACGGCGCGGUACCGCAUGUGGUAUCGCAUUCUCUCGAAUCUCAUGGCCGCGCUCCUCAUUUGCCUCUCGCUGCUCAUGCUCGGUAUUGUGAUUGCCCAAGGCACCUUUCAUCGCGAGGUCGUGCAGUACCACUCGCAAGACGAGAGCUUGUACUGGAACGACUUUGGCGCCAACUGUCUCUUGCGUUCCAACGGCUUUGUACCCCACUCGUGCGCCGUUGACGAGACCAACAUUACAGGCACGAUCGAGGCGUGGGACGGCUUUGGUGUUGCCCUCGCUGCGGCGCUCGAUGUGCCGCCACGCGCGACGUACCGCGUCUCGACGUGCUGGAUGGGCGCGACGCCAGUGAUUGGCUGGGCGUCGUUUCAGGUCGUCGUCGGCUACGACUACUUUCCCGCAUGCAACCCCAUGAACGGGUCGCAGCUCGUCGCUGGCGUCGCGAUGCUCGAGACUGCUGCACGCCCCGGAUUCCCGCUUGGCGUCUACCUCCUCACAGCGUUCUCGGAUGCCCGCAUGAACACGUCAUAUUCGUACGUGGGCUCGGACGGCGUGACGACGCCGAUCGUGGCCGGGCUUUCCCACACCAUCAUCACGCCCAACGGCACCAUUUAUACGGACGACAUUGGCAUGAACUCGGUCAUUACGUCGCACCCGCUCGGGCCCCGGUACGCGAUCGUCUCGUACAACAUUGGCCAGAUCCUCAACAUGACACCGUACCUCGGCACAGUCGCGGGCUGGUGCACGGGCCGCGACUCCAAGCUGCCAAUCCUAACAGGGUGGUUCGUCGGUCAUACGGUCGAGAACGGCGACGAACUACUCGCACUGCAGAUUCUCUUUUCCGCCAUGAGCAUCUACUUGUUCGCGGGCGACGUGUAUAUGACGAUCGAAGGACUCAAGGGUGUCUUGCGCAACAAGCCCGUCUUGACGUACGACGUGCUCUCGGGUCUCGAGCGGCGCAAGCUGCUCAUGCUCUGCAUUACGCUCAACUCGAUGCCGUCCAUCCUGUACAUUGACGUCGCGCGCAUCUACUAUGGCACCGACUCGGGGCUCCAAAUCUGGGCGAUCGCCACCGUCUCGCUGAGCAUCUUUGCGGCCUUUAUGGGCUUUCUCGCCAUUACGCUACUGCAAUACCUCCCCGCCGUGCCCAAGCUACGCUAUAAGCUCGUGUCGUUCUCGGCGCCGCUCUUUCUCUACGGCAGCAUUGGCCUCGUGGCUGGCAACAUUCAAAACCAAAUGCAAACACUCAACCUCCAGUUUAGCAGCGGCGCGUUCAACCUCGCGUUUUACGCCCGGGGCGCCUUUUGGGCGUCUGGCGCCUACGCCGACGACGGUGCACCGACAGCGAUUGGGCAGCUACUACCGCGCAUGUGGUCGCCAGUGCUGGUGGCGCUGCUGAUUGCGACCGUGUACUCCAAGCUCAUGCGCUUCCUCGAAGGCCGGUCACUGCUGGUCCACAUUGAGUGGGCGGCGACCAACGAUUUCCUCAGUGAGUGCGGACUGCCAAAAUACAUUUCGAGUAUGCCCCUGGGGCAGCACCAAGGCAUAAAGAUCGGCAACCGCACGUUUUGCAAACCGAGUACCCAAGUGCUCUUUGGGUAUGCAAGCGUCGCGCCCGUUGUCUCGAGCAAGAAGGUCCUCGUCGCCGACCCCAAGAAGGAAGACCCUGAAAUCGAGCUCGUGAGCGUCUACGAUUUGGUUUGGGCGGUCUUUGGCUCCCUCUGCUCCUUUCGGCCUCUUCGCGUCGGAUCCAAUGUACGCAAUCAUUUUACGGCCGUCCCACGCGACGCCCGUCGUUUACCUCGCAGCAAACAGUACGCACACACGCGCGGCAGUGCCAUCGACUAGAAGCCGUCUCUACUUGGAUACAUAUAUG
Saprolegnia parasitica CBS 223.65 is the source of this 2008-nucleotide messenger RNA. RefSeq lists its product as hypothetical. Lineage: Eukaryota; Oomycota; Saprolegniomycetes; Saprolegniales; Saprolegniaceae. Bases 10 to 1980 code for a protein of 656 amino acids. The transcript has a single exon. The record is from RefSeq and is a predicted model, not a curated record.